AUGUCGUCUGAGGCACCACCACCUUUUACCGAGCGAAUGCUUGGCAUGCUGGAGCCAGCAAAGCUCAUGACUUGGGCCAUGUCCCACUACUUCCGAAUCUGCGCUGAAGCCGUCUUCAAGAAUGGCCAGAUCCUCGCACCAAUCACCCAGACUCGCAGACUCCGUGACGAAGCAUUCGGCAAUUUCUGGGUCGAAUUCAGCUCCCAACCCCAACGCCUAACGAGCCCAGACCCAACAACAAACCAACCGCUGCAACCAGUGGGCAGCUCAGCCCUAAUCCCAUCACUCCUAAAAACAGCCAGCGGCACCGUCCUAGACGUAGGCCCAGGAACAGGGACCCAAAUGCCGCUCUUAACAUCCCCCUCCAUAACAUCACUUUACGGCGCUGAGCCCUGCACAGGCCUCCACGCCGAGCUGCGCGCCCGCGCAAUCGCCGAAGGCAUCUCUGAGAAAUACCACAUCCUCCCCUGCGGCGCAGCAGCCGCAGAGCUAAUCCCCGCGCUUAAGGCGACGGGGACUGGCGUGGUGGAUAAGUAUGAGGAUGAUGCCAGCGCGGGUGUUUUCGAUACGAUAUUGUGUGUUCGUGUCCUUUGUUCGGUGCCGCAGAUGGAGCGGACGAUUGGGGAGUUGUAUGGGCUUUUGAAGCCUGGUGGGCGGUUUCUUGUUACCGAGCAUGUUGUUAAUCCGUGGUGGAGGGCUAAGGGGUCUCUUGUAGGGAGGGUUGCGCAGGGUUUUUAUCAGUUCUUUGGGUGGAGUUGGUUUAUUGGGGAUUGUUGUUUGACUCGUGAUAUCGAGGGGGCUUUGUCGAGGGCUGCUGAGGUUGAUGGGGGUUGGGAGAGUUUUGAGUUGGAGAGGUCUUUUGAGUGGUCUGCUAUGCCUUAUAUUUCCGGGACUUUGGUUAAGAAGGGUCUUUAG
Messenger RNA from Penicillium canescens, 915 nucleotides. RefSeq names its product class I SAM-dependent methyltransferase. The record is from RefSeq and is a predicted model, not a curated record. The transcript is spliced from 3 exons. Bases 1 to 915 code for a protein of 304 amino acids. NCBI's taxonomy places the organism in Eukaryota, Fungi, Ascomycota, Eurotiomycetes, Eurotiales, Aspergillaceae.